CGCUAAAAAUAUUUUUCGUAAUACUGUUAGCACUGGUAGUCGAGCGCCGGCUGCCGAUCUAUACGACACAUUUGGUCGCAGACAUAAUUAUUUACGGAUUUCACUGACCGAGAGAUGUAAUCUCAGGUGUUUAUAUUGUAUGCCAGAGGAGGGCAUAGAGUUGACGGCCAACGACCAGCUGUUGACCACCGAUGAGAUCAAACAAAUUAGUGGUCUGUUUGUCAAAACUCUUGGUGUGACUAAAAUACGGCUGACUGGAGGCGAACCGCUUAUUCGUAAGGAUAUCAUCGAUAUUAUCAGACAUUUGUCUGAAUUAAGACCUUUUGGACUCAAAACAAUUGGUUUGACAACUAAUGGUAUAGUGUUGGAUAGGAUGUGCUCGGACUUAAAACUCGCAGGUCUGAACGCAAUAAACAUAAGUCUCGAUACAUUACGAGCGGAUAAAUACGAGUUAAUCACUCGACGGAAA
Messenger RNA from Oppiella nova, 469 nucleotides. The record is from the annotation of a GenBank genome assembly. Lineage: Eukaryota; Metazoa; Arthropoda; Arachnida; Sarcoptiformes; Oppiidae.